GUCGCGGGAUGACUGGUGCGCGCGGCUGCACCUGGCGUGUCGUUGUCAUUGCGAAGUUGUUAUAGAAACCGUGAAGCAUGAGUAGAGAAGCGUAUCGAUACCGUGUGUCGGUCAUGGUGUCGCUCACUUGACCGCGUCGAAAGGCAUCGCGCAAUAUGGCGCUGGUUGUCGCCCUGUUCCUCGUGCUGUGUCUCGUCCAGUGCGACACUAAGACUGUGCUGCAGGAUAAACUUGCGGGUGUCCGCACUGUGGAUGUCCAGGCGGUGGAGGGCAUGGUGGCGCAGUUCCCCUGUGACCUCGGCACGGCUGCCAACGACAAGGUGUACAUGGUUUUCUGGUUCCGGGACGACGCGGGCAUACCAUUGUACAGUUUUGACGUGCGCGGCAAGCACCUGUCGGAGGCGCGGCACUGGUCGGCGCCUGAGGUGUUCGGCCCGCGCGCCCACUUCCAGUUCAGCCCGCCGCCCGCUGCGCUGGUCGUCAGGGACGUCAAAAGACGCGACGAGGGCGUCUACCGCUGCAGGGUCGACUUCAGGAACACGCAGACCACCAGCUUCAGAUACAACCUUACCGUAGUUGUGCCUCCAGAGAAGCCAGUGGUGGUGGACCGAUGGGGUCGCGUCAUCAACGCUACGACCCUCGGCCCUCAUGAAGAGGGAGAUGACGUGCUGCUUACGUGCCGCGUUUUAGGAGGUCGUCCAGAGCCGUCAGUGCGGUGGCUGGUAAACGGCGUUCUGGUAGACGAGGAGUAUGAGCAUAAUACCGGUGACGUGAUCGAGAACCGCCUCCUCUGGCCUCAGAUCAGCCGCGGUGACUACGCUGCCGUGUUCACCUGCCAAGCGGCCAACUCGCACCUCGUUCCUCCUAAGGAGGUCUCUCUGGUGCUUGAUAUGUUUUUAAAACCACUGACAGUGGAGAUCAACAAGCCAGUGGAGAUGGGUGAGGGGGGAGUGUUGACGGCUGAGCGCCGCUACGAGGUGACAUGCGAGUCAGCCGGCAGCCGUCCACCCGCUGUCAUCACCUGGUACAAGGGCAAGAGGCAGCUCAAGAGGAUCACUGAGGAGUUAAGAGACAACCUGACAGUGAGCGUGAUGAGUUUCGUCCCAACGCUGGACGAUGAUGGCAAGCCCAUCACCUGUAAGGCUGAGAACCCCAACGUCACUACGCUCUAUCUUGAGACCUCGUGGACUAUCAAUGUUGUUUAUCCUCCUGUAGUUAAACUGCGCCUGGGCAGUUCAUUAGCAGCCAGUGACAUUAAAGAGGGCGAUGACGUCUACUUCGAGUGCCACGUGCGAGCCAACCCGCCAGCUAGGAAAUUGUCCUGGCUUCAUGACGACCGCCCACUGGCUCAUAAUGCAACAGCGCGGGUGUUCCACAGCAACCAGAGCCUGGUGCUGCAGAAAGUAACGCGGCACAGCAGCGGCCGGUACGCCUGCUCAGCGCUCAACGCUGAAGGGGAAACUGUCUCCAACGAACUGCACUUCAGGGUCAAAUAUGCUCCGUCGUGCCGUACUGGUGGGGUUGCCGUGGUGGGUGCGGCGCGGGGCGAGUCUGUGGUGAUAGUGUGCGAGGUGGACGCCGACCCACCAGCCGCGGUCUUCAAGUGGAAGUUCAACAACUCCGGGGAGACCAUCGACGUCGCCGCCGACAGGUACACCAGCAACGGCAGCGCCAGUAGUCUCAAAUACACUCCAGUAGCAGACUUGGACUAUGGGACACUGUCGUGCUCAGCAUCCAAUGAAGUUGGAUCACAGCUGUCGCCGUGCGUCUUUCAAAUGGUGGCUGCGGGCAAACCUCACGCGCCUCGCAACUGCACCUUGUGGAAUCAGACAUCAGACUCGGUGGAAGUGUCGUGUGUGGCAGGCUUCGACGGGGGCCUGCCACAGAAAUUCCUACUCGAAGUCUACUCUGGCAGCGACCACAUUCCAAGGAUGAACCUGUCAUCGGAGGAGCCGUCGUGGACGGUGCGAGGGCUGGAGUGGGACGUGCGGUUCCGGCUAGUGGCUGUGGCUGUGAACAGUAAGGGGCGCUCGCCCGCCGCCCGGCUAGCUGACAUCCUCUUCAGAGACCCCGAGAAGCGAACAGCUUCAGAAGCGCCGCUUGGCGUCGGCGGGCUGCUGGGCGCGAUGGGCGCCGGGCUGGGCGCCGUGUGCGCGCUGGUGGCGGGCGCGUGCGCCGCGUCGCUGCGCCGGCGCCGGCGCGCGCCGCACGGCAAGCCGCCGCCCGCGCAGCUAGUGACGCGUGACAUCACCCCCAAGCUGCCCGACCACGACGACGCAGAGCCAGACUUAAUUCCUAAUAACUACUGUGAAGCGACAAGUGCACCAAGUUUAGCGGUGUCGUCGCCAGGGCGGACGGCGCCGGCGCCGCUCACCACAGCUGCAUGUAACGGCCCGGGCGCGUCGUGGACGUGGGGCGCGCGGCCCCGCGAGCUGGGCGUGGGCGCAGAGGCCGUCAGACCCGUGAUGAUGGGGCGCAGCGCGUCGGCCACGCUCCGCGCCGCCGCGGACCUCAACGUCGACGCCAUCAAAGAGAAACUCCUCGACCACCGGAUUCCGGAGUCGUGUGUCUAGUCUAGCGUAGUCUAAGGGUUGCUGUGCUUCUACUGACGCAGUCUUUGGAAGUGUUUUGGUGUGAUUGGGAAAUUUUACUACCGUCAAAAAUGUUGCCCACUAUCGAUAGUUUAAAAAGACCGAUAGUGAUUUUGUAGCACUUACUUUACUUUGGAGUACUGCGGGGCGGAAGGCAAGAGGGAAACCACUGCCCUAUUUGUCCGUAAAAAGUAGCAUGGAGAAUGCUACACCGACAAGAGCAUAGCUCUUAAAUUAGUGAUGUGAUGAGCACUUACCC
Messenger RNA from Pectinophora gossypiella (pink bollworm), 2850 nucleotides. RefSeq names its product nephrin (gene side-II). Gene Ontology annotation, molecular function: protein binding. The transcript has 17 exons. The record is from RefSeq and is a predicted model, not a curated record. NCBI's taxonomy places the organism in Eukaryota, Metazoa, Arthropoda, Insecta, Lepidoptera, Gelechiidae. Bases 156 to 2573 code for a protein of 805 amino acids.